UCUCGGAAAAAAAAAAAAAAAGUUAUUGGUAGGCCUAUAAUGGAAAUCCAAUGCGAACAAACACUAAUCCAGUGCUCAGGAAAAGCUUCUUCUUUGUCUUAUCUUCUCUGUACUUGGCAAAUCCAACCACUAUAGAAAUCGCUGCAGAACGUUCUCUUUCCCACUUGCUUUCUCUCUACAUGUUCGAUUAGGGUUUCUGACUAUUGUGGUGUCAGAUUGGGUCAUUCACUCCCACGGUUGUAAUUUGUCCGUGAGAGCCUACGAGGAUGCCUCGCACAUCCAAAAGAAAAGCGGCCCCACCAUCCGUCAAAUCUUCUGAUGCCGUUCCUGUUCGUUCCGGUAAAGCUAUAUCAAAAACGGUGGAACAGAUCGAUCGCCUAUUUGAUUCAUAUGCAAACCCAUCCUUCGGCUUGAUUGAUCCAGAAGGAAUUGAAACACUUUGUUCUGAUGUGGGAGUGAACCAUACUGAUAUUAGGAUACUGAUGCUUGCUUGGAAAAUGAAUGCGGAAAAACAGGGCUAUUUUUCAAAGGAUGAAUGGCGAACAGGACUAAAAGCUCUAAAGGCUGACAGUCUAAAUAAAUUAAAGAAAGCACUCCCAGCGCUUGAGACUGAGGUGAUGAUGCCACCAAACUUUCAAGAUUUCUAUGCUUAUGCAUUUCGAUACUGCCUUACAGAAGAAAAGCAAAAGUGUGUAGACAUUGACACAAUCUGUGAAUUGCUGAAUCUUGUUCUUGGUUCCCAAUUCCAUGCCCAGGUUAAUUCAAUGACCGAGUAUCUGAAGUUCCAGAGUGAGUACCGGAUGCUAAAUAUGGAUCAGUGGAUGAACUUCUAUCGUUUUUGCCAUGAGAUAAGUUUUCCUGAUCUUCAAAACUAUGAUUCCAACCAAGCUUGGCCCUUGAUUCUUGAUGGAUUUGUUGAAUGGAUGAGAGAAAAGCAAUGCUAAUUUCAGCUCCGUUGAUUAUAUAGAGCACGGGGGUAGAUGUUGCAAAAUUUGAUUCCGAACUAACAAACCGAUGAUAUGAUACCUACAACAUCAAUUGAAGACGCUUCCCACAUCAAAGCUGCACUGUUGUGAUGUGUACUCUGGAGGUUCUUCAGGCAUUUAUAUUACAUUGUUUAAGUUUUGCAGUCUCGUUUCUGUAACAUCUAUAUUUUUACUGUCAGAUAUUUUUUUCACUUGAUGUUGUUGACUGGGCUAUAAUUUUUGAGUUGGACAUGAGCUAUACACGAUUUCAGAAGAGUGAUUCAAUUAAAAAGGGCUAACCUUCUCGGCUAA
This is a messenger RNA of Juglans regia (Persian walnut), 1277 nucleotides long. Its product is annotated as DCN1-like protein 5. The transcript has 10 exons. Gene Ontology annotation, cellular component: ubiquitin ligase complex. Gene Ontology annotation, molecular function: cullin family protein binding; ubiquitin-like protein binding; ubiquitin conjugating enzyme binding. Gene Ontology annotation, biological process: protein neddylation; positive regulation of ubiquitin-protein transferase activity. Bases 267 to 944 code for a protein of 225 amino acids. The record is from RefSeq and is a predicted model, not a curated record. NCBI's taxonomy places the organism in Eukaryota, Viridiplantae, Streptophyta, Magnoliopsida, Fagales, Juglandaceae.